CCCACUAAUUUUGCAGUAAGAUGUGCGACUGCGACCAUUAAAAAAAAUUAAUUUUCACUAGUUACGAUGAGAUGGAGUAAUAAGUCAAAGACAUACACCAAUAGAUUAGAAUGGCUAAGAGAAAGGCUGAAGACGUUGUUGUUGUCAAGGAUACUAAGAAACCCAGUAAAGGGCCUGGAAAUGGAGGUAGAAAAGUUUCAGUAUGUAUUCCAUCGACUGUGAUAGGUAGUAAGAAUGCCUAUAAUCUCGAACAAAUCACUCAUAUAACUUAUCAAAUUGCUAAAGCAUGUACUAUUUAUGAUGUGGUUGAGAUUGUCGUAGUGGAUAUACCGAAAGUUAAUGAAGAUGAAACUUCUAAAGUUGUUCAAAUGAGUAGUAAUAAAGGAGGAAAGAAGUUAAAGUUUAAUUUUAAAGAUGAAGAAAUUGUGGGAUCUUCUAAAGUUGAAACUCAACAAGAUAAUGAAGAUUCUAAAGAUAAGGAUAAUGGGAAAGAUGAUAAUGAAGAAGGUUUGUUAUUGGCAGGACUUCUUCAAUUCUUUAUAACUCCACCUUAUCUUGUGAAGAGUCUUUUCUCAAAUCAGAAAACUGCAUCAAUACUAAACAAAUUCAAAUAUGCAUGGAAAUUACCAAAGAUUACUACAUUACCAUUUAUGUCAAACAAUAAUAUUUAUCGUGACUUUAAAGAGGGACUUACAAUUGCUAAAGAAACUCCUAAAAUCACUAAGAAAUCUAAACGAGUGAAAAAUCCUCAUAAAUUAACUGUUACUAAAUAUGUUAAUAUUGGAGAACUGAAACCAUUUGAAUUAACUAAUAUUAAACGAGAAAUCCCCGUCAAUUCAAGAGUUACAGUAGAUUUAAAGAAUAAAACUAUUGUAUCACCACUUCAAGCUUAUGGUAUUCAAGGUAAUAAAUCAUCUUUUGGAUAUUAUGUAAGAUAUGUUAAGAAAUUUAAUCACUUAUUCACUGAGAGUUCAAAUGCUGAAGGUUAUAGUCAAAGUAUUUUUGUUCAUUGUGAUGAUUAUUUUAGUAAUGGGGUUAAAUUUGAGAGUCUCAAUAAAGUUCCUGCACUUUCCGAAUCCGAUAAUGAAGGUAACGUAUUAAUUGUCGUGGGAAAUUAUAAAGAUUAUGAAACAAGUUUCUUAAACGAUAAGGAAAACUUAGAAGGUGUUGAUAAUGUGGGACAAAUGUUUGAUGGUAGAUUACAAAUUCCUGAUGGUAUUAAGAUUGAAGAUGGUAUUUUAAUUGCCUUAACUAAGUUGAAUCUCUAGUCAUACCCCACUUGUACUAUAUCUUUAAUAAAUGCAUAAAGACUUGGAGUAGAGUAGUCAAUUUGUCCUUUUUUAUUUGUAAGCUUAUAGGAAAGAAUCUUGUUUAACUGCUCUUCAAGUGAUUUCUUAACUACUAUAUAGAUUAUGGGCUAGUAGCGGAGUCUAUAAAAGGGAAUUUAAACUUGCUAUAGAAGAAUUAAAUAUAUUUUUUUGAUUUACAACUAUAAA
Scheffersomyces amazonensis is the source of this 1496-nucleotide messenger RNA. Its product is annotated as putative methyltransferase. NCBI's taxonomy places the organism in Eukaryota, Fungi, Ascomycota, Pichiomycetes, Serinales, Debaryomycetaceae. The transcript has a single exon. Bases 111 to 1268 code for a protein of 385 amino acids. The record is from RefSeq and is a predicted model, not a curated record.